AUGUCUGGUGUUAGUCAAAGUUCCACAGUUUUAUUAAAUCGUUUAUUCACAUUAAAAGAAAGUUCACCUUUAUUAUUAGUUACAGAUACAAUAGCACAAUCUUCAUAUUAUUUAAUUAAAGAAUUUAUUCAUAAUGUACCAAAAGAUACAAAUAUAGUUUAUAUAUCAUUUGAAACAAUUCAUAAACCAAAAUAUGCCAAUGUUUUCAUUGAAGCUUAUGAAAUGUCAUCUAAAGCUUUGAUUGAACAAAUUAAUUCUACUUAUGAAUCCAAUGUUAAAAAUUUAAUAAUUAUUGAUUCAAUUAAUUUUAUAAAUAAUGAAAUUUUAUCACAAUUUUUAACUUCAAUUAUAAAACCAAAUUUAACUGUGUUAGCUACAUAUCAUACAUCAUUACCAGAAUUAGAAACUAGUGUUAAAUAUCCAAAUUAUCCAUCAAGUUAUAAGAUUUUAUCAUUUAUUGCAUCAUCAAUAUUUGAAAUAAUACCAAAUUCAAAAGAAUUUGAUGAAGAAGAAUUAGAAUUAAAUUUAAAUAAAUUAAACAUUGUUAAAGGUUUAAAUAAUUCAAUUUUCCAAAUAAAUUUAAUUAAUCGUCGUAAAUCAGGUCGUUCAAUAAAUUAUAAAUUUGAAAUAAAUACAAUGAAUCAUAAUUAUAAUUUAAUUUUACCUGAUCAAUCAUUAGAUUCAGGAAAUUCCAUGGAUACCCAGGAUUUAUUAAAAGGUUUAACUACGUUUAAUUUAACAACAAGUGAUAAACAAAAAUUAGCAAAAGAUCAAGUUGAAUUACCAUUUCUUGAUGCUCAAUCAUUUAAUAAUGGUGGUGCAAUUGUUUAUGAGUUUGAAAAAGAUGAUGAUUAUGAUGAAGAAGAUCCUUAUGAAGAUCCAUUUUAA
Messenger RNA from Hansenula ciferrii, 888 nucleotides. RefSeq names its product Elongator subunit IKI1 (gene IKI1). Gene Ontology annotation, molecular function: tRNA binding. The transcript has a single exon. The coding region runs from base 1 to 888 and encodes 295 amino acids. Gene Ontology annotation, cellular component: cytosol; nucleus; elongator holoenzyme complex. Gene Ontology annotation, biological process: tRNA wobble uridine modification. Lineage: Eukaryota; Fungi; Ascomycota; Saccharomycetes; Phaffomycetales; Wickerhamomycetaceae. The record is from RefSeq and is a predicted model, not a curated record.